Hippocampus zosterae (dwarf seahorse) is the source of this 6092-nucleotide messenger RNA. RefSeq names its product collagen alpha-1(XXVII) chain B-like. The coding region runs from base 459 to 5741 and encodes 1760 amino acids. The transcript is spliced from 61 exons. The record is from RefSeq and is a predicted model, not a curated record. NCBI's taxonomy places the organism in Eukaryota, Metazoa, Chordata, Actinopteri, Syngnathiformes, Syngnathidae. Gene Ontology annotation, molecular function: extracellular matrix structural constituent.
GGAGGAGGAGGAGGAGGGAGGCAAGCAGUUGCAUCUCGCCGCCGCUUGGCCGUGAAACUCGACACCUCGACGGUGGCCGGAGCCGCGCGGACGGAGCCCCCGUUUAAAAGGGAAAGCCAUGGGAGGAAGGCUCCUUACUCCGUCACCACCCCCGUCAGGCAGGCAGGCACACACACACGCACUCUCCUCGAUCCGGAGCAGCCUCAAUGAAUGAAACACUGGGGAAUAUCCACACGCAUGCCAGCGGGGAGCCUCUGUGUCCACACGGAUUGUAUGCCGGCCUUGACAGGCUCUAGUCAACAUGCGUUUUCCCUCCUGGAGCUUCAACCCGAGCUGUACCAACGCCUGACUGACUGACCGACCGGCCGCCGGUGUGUCUUCUUCAUGCCCGCCCUUGCCAAGGAGUCACGCUGUGAUUGACGGAUCAGGUUUUUGACUGCCAGGACAAAUGAAUACAAAUGAAUUUAGGCACCCAAAGGAGAGAUUGCAAAACCUCUCAUCUAGACACAAAGAGAGCCCUACUGCUCUGUACCAUUUUAUACUGUACUUGUUACCUGGGACUUACACAAGUACACUCUGAAGAUGUGGACAUCCUCCAAAAGCUGGGGCUUAAGGGAGACAAGCCAUCACGCUCCGUACCAGCUGGGGUCAUUCCCUUCAAAUCUGGAAUCAUCCUCAACCAACUGGCGCACAUUGAGGGUCCACUGCGCUCCAUCUGGCCGACGUCCGUCUGGACCGAUGCGGCACUGGUCCUGAGUGUCCGCUCACACAGAGUCAACAGCGCUUUCCUCUUCACCCUGCUCUCGGAAAAGAAGAAGCUUCUCCUCGGCCUGCAGCUUGUACCGGGCAGUCUUGUCCUCCACACGGGACCAAACUCCUCGGUGGCGCUGCCUUAUGAACCCCACGACGGCCAGUGGCACCAGCUGGCGGUGGGAAUUAAAGGACAGAAAGUGACUCUAUAUGCCUCCUGCGGAGAGCAGAGUGUUCAUGUGGACUUUGGGUGGGACAAUGAGGAGGGACUGGCACCGGAGCAUGAGGAUUCCUUCCUGCUGGGCCGUUCAAGCCAACAAGCUUGGGCUCACUUUGAAGGAGCCAUCUGCCAGUUUGACCUGAUCCCGUCUGCCCAGGCAGCUCACAACUACUGCAAGUACAUUAAGAAACAGUGUAGGGAAGCUGACACGUACAGGCCGAAUCUUGCACCUUUGCUGCCUGUCUUACCGCGACAAAUCAAUGCAUCAUCCACCGCUGCCCCCAAACAUGGGAGUCUGAUAACCAAGAAGGCCACUGGGCGAAGCCUCGCGCGAAGUGUUGCGGCCGCCGCCUCCGCUGUCAGAUACGUAGCCCCCACGCAAACAGUAAAACCCACCGUCGGGACCACUCCUAUGAUCUUACCUAGGACUGUGAUGCCAGUCGCAGAUCAUCUUGGCCUAGCCUCUCCACCGACCAAGACAAGAACUGAAACUGUCACGGCUCCACUCAGGACCACAGCAGCUCCAACCGGACCACCUGCCACAAAACCAUCCACCUCUAAAACAACAAGUCAGCCAACUCCCAGAACAAGUUCUCCAAAGCCCACUUUGCCAAACAAGAAGGUGGUUGUAGCAACCGAAAAGAAGAAGCCCACUCCCACAGCUACUACGAGCCCAAAUCCUUCCAAGAAAAAGCCUGACUCUGCUUCAUCAGAUCAAGCUCCAGCCCUAAAGAAACCACAGCCGACCGCAGCUAAGAAAACCCCCAUUAAGGCCAAAGUCAUACCAUCCAAAGCCACUCUCUCAAAGCCCAAGCUAAAUUCUGUCAAAGCGUUUCCCUCCAAACCAGUAGUAUCAAAAGUCAACCCUUCAAAAGCAACCAUAUCGAAAGGUUUUGCGAAAACCACCAAGCCAAACCUGAAACAGGUCAUCAAGCCAACCAAGCAAACCAGAGCCACCAAGGCUCCGGUCACCCCACGACCGACAACACCUUUGUCCAAUCUUGUAACAUCACCUGCCACAGACGGCUUCCAGAGCUGGGAGGUACCACCUACUCAGUUCUCCCUGCUGGCUGGACCUGUUGGACUAAAAGGCGAACCUGGCCCUGCGGGACUUCAAGGACCCCCAGGGAAGCCAGGCCUGCCAGGAAAGAGGGGUGCUCGGGGUCUCCCGGGUCCCCACGGAAACCCUGGCCGACCUGGGCCACUCGGGCUUAAGGGUCGAAAAGGAGACCCCGGCAUCUCACCUGGACCGGCCCCGAAAGGAGAGAAGGGUGAUUUGGGAAUCAUCGGCCCGGCUGGAAUGACCGGUCAAGAAGGUCGCAAGGGGCAGAAAGGUUACCCAGGUCCACCUGGACUCCCCGGAGAAUCUGGAGAGCAAGGUCCAGUCGGAAGCCCAGGUGCCAAAGGUUAUCCUGGCAGGCAGGGUUUACCUGGGCCAGUAGGACCAUUGGGGCCUAAAGGGGUGCGGGGUUUCAUUGGAAUCCCUGGGCUUUUUGGCCUCCCCGGACCUGACGGAGAAAGAGGCAUUCCAGGCGAACCAGGCAAGAGGGGCAAGAUGGGUAGGCCGGGGUUUCCGGGUGACUUUGGAGAGCGAGGACCACCUGGAGCAGACGGAGAACCAGGCCAGAUGGGAGCCCCCGGUCCAAAUGGAGUUCUCGGACUAAUUGGUGACAUGGGACCUGUUGGCGAGAUGGGCCUUCCAGGACCCAAUGGACUGAAGGGGGUACACGGAAAUCCAGGAGAACCAGGACUGAAAGGUGAUAAGGGUGACAUCGGGAUUCCUGGCGAGCAAGGCGAGAUAGGCUUCAAAGGAGACAAGGGCAUCCAGGGCGCUUCAGGACCACCUGGCCUCCGAGGGAAACCAGGACCCCAGGGUAGUGUGGGCGACAAAGGUCCUGAUGGCACACCAGGACCAAUAGGCCCCGAGGGUUUCCCUGGCGACAUGGGACCCCCGGGAGAGAAUGGCCUUGAAGGACCAAAGGGAAAGCUCGGCACAAGAGGUUUACCAGGACCACGGGGGUUACCUGGCUUUGAGGGAGACGAGGGCCCGAUCGGGCCUCCGGGACCGACAGGAUUUGAGGGUCGACUGGGCGGAAAAGGAUUCCUCGGGAAAGUCGGGCCUGAAGGAGCGAAGGGAGAGACUGGCAUCACGGGAAAAGUUGGCGCCAUGGGAGAAAGAGGCUUGGUGGGUUUCAUCGGACCCGUGGGCGAGGUCGGAAUGGCGGGAGAGAAGGGGGACCGAGGCACGAUGGGUCUUCCCGGACCACCUGGGGAGAAAGGCUCAGAUGGUCACCCAGGGACACCAGGGGAGGUUGGGCCUUCAGGACCACUAGGAAGACCAGGAGCCCCUGGGGCGCCAGGGCCCGCAGGUAGCAGAGGAACCAAAGGCUUGCGGGGAGCAGCGGGGCCCGACGGUCCAAUUGGAGAGACGGGGUCAGAGGGCAAGAAGGGUCCAGACGGUCCUCCAGGAAAAAUUGGCUUCCCCGGACCCCAGGGUAAAAUCGGGGAGUCGGGGGAAACCGGCCUGAAAGGAUUUCCUGGUAUCCAAGGGCCAUCAGGGUCACCGGGCGACAAGGGAAUUGCGGGCGAGCAGGGGCCACUCGGGCCGCCGGGCAUUCUGGGACUGUUGGGAGAAAUUGGCCAAAAGGGACCUCCUGGUAGCAUGGGAGAACCAGGACUGCCAGGCGAGCCAGGAGACAAGGGAGCCAUCGGUGCAGACGGGAACAUCGGAGAGCAGGGACUCGUUGGCCCUCGGGGUGAGCCAGGCUUGGAGGGGGAGGCUGGUCCUGCUGGUGCUGAUGGAACUAAGGGUGAAAAAGGCGACAUGGGUCAGGAGGGCGACAAUGGUGAAAAAGGCGAAACUGGUUUAAAGGGAAAAGAAGGCCUCCCCGGUAGUCCUGGAAUCCCUGGUGUCAGAGGCCAAGAGGGCAAAUGUGGUAAAAUUGGAGAAAGAGGCAAACUUGGUCCAAAGGGCGCCAAAGGUCACCAAGGCCACCUUGGGGAGACCGGGACAGUGGGCAAGAUGGGACCGCAGGGCAGCGUCGGGCCCAAAGGCUCCAGAGGGACCAUCGGACACGUGGGAGCUCCAGGCCGAAUGGGUCAACAGGGGGAAACAGGUCUUUCAGGUUAUGAGGGCCAUCAGGGAUCUUCUGGCCCAAUGGGGCGUCCAGGACCAAAAGGUGAAAAGGGCGAGCAGGGGGAUGACGGCAAAACCGAGGGUCCUCUUGGUCCUCCAGGUGAUAUAGGUCCUCCGGGCGACAGGGGAGACAGGGGGGAACCGGGCGACCCUGGCUACAAAGGUCAAGUUGGUGUGGAUGGAGAACGAGGCCGAGCUGGUGCUCCUGGACUUCCUGGACAUCCUGGCCCGCGAGGCAUUCAAGGACCUAAAGGGGCCAAAGGAGAUCAAGGUCAAAAAGGCAAGAGGGGUCAAACGGGUGCCAAAGGAACCAGAGGAACAGAGGGGGCAGGCGGUCCUAUCGGGCCCAGAGGUGUGGUGGGCAGAGAGGGACAUGAGGGAGUACCCGGGAUGGACGGAAAGCCAGGAAUUGAUGGAACUAAAGGCAUGCCGGGAGAGCAUGGAAAUGAUGGGGAGACUGGCCUCCCAGGCAAAGCUGGCUCUCGUGGCAAAACCGGUGUUACAGGACUACCAGGAGAUCAGGGGGCCUUUGGACCAAAGGGGGAGCGAGGUCUUCGCGGACAGAGCGGUCCUCCUGGGAAAAGAGGCUUUUGGGGUGGAAUGGGACUUCCAGGGGCACGGGGAGAUCGCGGACCAAAAGGACAACCUGGUGAUGUCGGUGAAUCCGGCUUUCCUGGAAUUCUUGGAGUUUUAGGUCCAAAGGGGCCUCCAGGAGACUUUGGGCCAAAGGGCAUACGAGGGCCAAAGGGGCCACAAGGCGACAUGGGCCGGGGUGGUGUUAUGGGCCCUAUAGGAAUUAUUGGCCCCAGUGGAAGUGCGGGCCCAAGGGGAGAGAAAGGCAGCCGUGGUGCUAUGGGAGUACAAGGACCUAGGGGAGCUCCCGGACCCCGUGGACGCCGUGGCCCACCAGGUCCCAUGCGUGUGCCUCCAUCGUUUAAAGAGGAAGGUCUUUUGUAUAUGGAUUCGCAUAGCCAGCUCAGGAAUGAGAAUAAGCUAGUGAUGGACCUGCCCAUGCUGGACCAGGGUGCAGAGAUCUUCAAGACCCUCCACUACCUCACUAAUCUGAUCCAGAGCCUGAAAAACCCACUGGGCACCAGGGAGAAUCCUGCCCGCAUCUGCAGGGACCUGCUCAGCUGUGAACAAAAGCUAAACGAUGGCAUUUAUUGGAUUGACCCUAACCUCGGCUGCACGUCCGACACAAUCGAAGUCUCCUGCAACUUCACGGGCGGCGGGCAGACUUGCCUGAAACCAAUAACUGUAUCCAAGCCAGCAGUCAACGUCAACCGCGUCCAGAUGAACUUCCUCCACCUGCUGAGCACCGAGGCUGUCCAGCAUGUCACCAUCCACUGCUUGAACGUCUCUGUCUGGAGAGCUGCCCAGCAUUUGCCGGCUUCCCGGGAAUCCUCGGUGCGCUUCAAGGCAUGGACUGGCGAGAUAUUUGAGGCUGGAGGACAUUUGGAGCCCGAUGUGGUGGAGGACUCUUGCUGGAUGAAAGAUGGCCGCUGGCACCAGGCCCGGUUUGUAUUUCGGUCCAUGGACCCGUCCCUGCUCCCUGUGAUCGAUGUGGUCCAUCUUCCUGAGACCAGCCGUGGAUCGCACUACCACCUGGAGAUUGGUCCCGUGUGCUUCGUGUGACCCGGGAAGUGUCAUGUUGGUGGAGUUUUCAGUGGUCACCCUGGUACCAGCCCAGCCUUUCCUCGCCAACAAGCUUGUGCCAAUCUUUUGUUGAGGGCGAGUAGAAAAGGAGCCGGGGGAGUUCUUGCACUAAUAUCUUCUCCAUAGCUUCUUCCGGCUCCUCCGUGAAACAAACAAAGCAAAAAAAAUAAUAAAAAUAGGCCUGUAUCAUCUCUAGAACGUUUCAAAGUGGAGGGAUGCCUCGUGAGCCGAUCAAUUGGACCGGAUUAUAAUUCAAUUUUAUUUUUGUAUACAUUGUGUAUACAACAAGAAAGGAAAAUCCAUUCUGAAAUCCUAUAAAGAAAAUAUAAU